Messenger RNA from Drosophila eugracilis, 1516 nucleotides. RefSeq lists its product as uncharacterized. Lineage: Eukaryota; Metazoa; Arthropoda; Insecta; Diptera; Drosophilidae. Bases 96 to 1184 code for a protein of 362 amino acids. Gene Ontology annotation, molecular function: protein heterodimerization activity; transcription coactivator activity. Gene Ontology annotation, cellular component: SAGA complex. The record is from RefSeq and is a predicted model, not a curated record. The transcript has 3 exons.
CAAAUAAUAAUAUUGAUAUCGAGAAUCGAUAAAUCUAAAACGAAAACAUCUUUUGUAAUUAAAUUAAAUCAAAUAAAAUUUUAGUGAAGUUAACCAUGGAGGUGGAGCAUUGGGGCUCGCUGCCAACAGAGGACGAUGGUGUACAAAUGACGCCGGACAAAUAUGUGCCUUCGGCGGCCAAGAAACCUAAACUGGACGAAAUUCGCCUGCGCGGGGAUCCGGAGCCGGAUGAAGAGCAGUAUAUACAACACACGGUCGAACUUAAAAGCGCUUUGGUGACCCAGACCAUUGAGGUGAUGAAACAAACGGAGGUCCUGCAGUCCCUCAUCGAAACAUACUCCAACAAAAAUGGAAGUUCAAACUACCUGCUAAAUCCCUGCCUUAUGAUACCGGAGGUGGACUUUCCACCAGAGAACGCCGCCGAGUUGGUGGGCAGCCAGAAGUUCCAAAAACCCAUCUGGUUCACGCCUACCGUGGAUACAGCUUACUCCCGCGGAGAUCCACAAUCAUAUCCGGAAAUCUCCAGCAGUGCCUGCCGACAAGCGUUGCGCAAGGUGAUGUGCGGCAUGUUGCGUCUGGCCGGAUUCACCGACUGUUCUGAGUCCGCAGUGCAGUUGCUGACAGAUGCCACCGAGGAGUUCCUACGCAGCUUUAUUGGCGAAUAUCGUGGCUACUACGACACUCAGCCGCGGCUGCAGAAAUCGACAGUGCUUCAACUAGUUCCACUGGAACGUGCUCAUGCUGCGCUCACGGGUACUUCACUCACCCAAGUGCACAACUACUACAAGCACAAGGUGUUGGCCAGAAAUCGCGUGGAGAUCGGAGAGUUUAACAGCGUACUACAGGAGUAUGACAAGCUGAUGAAGGAAAGUCAAAGCAGUAUGCAGAAGCAGAACAACGAGUUCAAUGGACACGACUUCCUUAACAUCUUGGACAACAGCGCCACCGGCAGCAGCCAGAGCAUAGGCGGGAAUAUGGCUAUGGGCGAUAUGCUGCAGGAUCUUGGCGGUAGUACGGGUUCCAGUGGCACUGUUAGCUCCCAGCAGAUGUUGUACGGCCUGCUUGAUGGCCAAAUAUCCUCAAAUACCUCAAAUAUGACGGGAACAAGUGGAAAUGGCAGCGCAAGUGGUGGCAAUGGCAAUGGGGUCACGGUCACCAAUUUUCACUCCACGUUUGAGUCAUGAUUCAGUAAGGAUCUCCUCAACUUUUGUACCAUACAAAAAAACCAUUUCUUAAAUAACAUAAACUCUAUGGAUUGGAUUUGUACCUUAACAGCCUUCAGACUCUAAUUGAGUGUUGAAUAUUAUCCGAAAUCGGAAUUACCAAUUCUAAGUGAAGUCUCAAAUGGUAUGGAUCGAAACGGGAGCGAAUAUCUUAAAAGAAGAUAUCCAAAGUAAUCAAAUCUAGAUUUUUUAUAUUUUGACUAGGAUCUCCAGUUUUAAGUUUGUAAGGUAAAAAAUAAAAAAAAUUUAAAGUGUAUAACCUAUAAAACUUAAUAAAAUAACUUUAUAUUUUA